AUGGAAGAACAAUUACAAAUAAUCGAGCAGUUAAAGAAGACCCUACAGUUACUCACCCUCGAACAAAGUAAACUAAAAGUUGACACUAAUUCAUCACAAUCGAUCAAUUCAAACAUGUAUGAAGAAGAAAUCGUAACUAAGGAUUUCCUCUAUCAAGAUUGUGCCGAAUUAUUUAUCGAUUUCACUUACAAACACCCAACUACUUAUCAUGUUGUCAAAUUUGCUAGUGAAAUGUUAAAGAAGAAUGGUUUCCAUUAUUUACCAGAAAAUGAAAAUUGGAAUGAUAGAAUCUCUAAAGGUGGUAAGUUCUAUACUACUAGAAAUGGUACCAGUUUUGCAGCUUUCGUCAUUGGUAAGAAUUGGAAGCCAGAAAACGGUACAGGUGUCAUUGCCUCUCAUAUCGACUCUUUAACAGUGAAACUAAAACCUUCUUCCAUUAAGGACCACGUCGAAGGUUUCGAAUUGUUAGGUGUUGCUCCAUAUGGUGGCACUUUAAACAGUGCUUGGUUCGAUAGAGAUUUGGGUAUUGCCGGUAAAAUUAUCUACAAGAAGGACGAUGGUAAAAUCGAAAGCACUCUAAUCGACUCCACUCCAUACCCAAUAGCCAAAAUUCCGUCUUUAGCUCCUCACUUUGGUGCACCAGCUGAAGGUCCAUUCGAUAAGGAAGAUCAAGCUGUUCCAAUUAUCGGUUACGUCACCACAGAAGGUUCUUCCGAACCAACAGAAGAUGAAAAGAAAUGUCCUUUGGUUGGCAAGCAUUCUAUCCAUCUAUUGAGAUAUAUUGCUAAGAUGGCUAAUAUCAAGGUUUCCCAAAUUAUUCAAACUGAUUUAGAUUUAUUCGAUGUACAAAAGGGAACUUUAGGCGGUUUAAACCAAGAUUUCAUCUUUGCUCCUCGUCUCGAUGACAGACUAUGCUCCUUUGCUGCCACUUGGGGUUUCGACAUGUUUGCUCAAAAGAUCAAUACUGAUAAUUUUGAUGGUUUCUCUGUCUUGGCUCUAUUCGAUAACGAAGAAGUCGGUUCUCUAAGUAGACAAGGCGCUAAGGGUGGUCUUCUCGAAUCAGUUGUUCAACACGCCUCUUAUGCCGUCUGCAACACUGAAAUAGUUGACUUAUAUACCGUUUUUGCCAACUCAGUUAUUCUUUCUGCUGACGUCAACCACAUGUUCAACCCAAACUUCUCAAACGUCUAUUUGAAGAACCACUCUCCAAAGCCAAACGUCGGUGUUACAAUCUCUUUGGAUCCAAACGCCCACAUGUCUACUGAUGUUGUCGCUUUAGCAUUUGUUGAAGAAUUAGCCCGUAAUAAUGGUGACGAUUUACAAUACUUCCACAUUAAGAACAACUCAAGAUCCGGUGGUACCAUUGGUCCUUCCAUCCAAAGUCAAACUGGUGCUUUAACCGUCGAUUUAGGUAUUGCUCAAUUGUCAAUGCACAGCAUUAGAGCAGCUACUGGUUCAAGAGACGUCGGUCUUGGUAUCAAAUUCUUCCUCGGUUUCUACCAGAAGUGGAAGGAAGUCUUCGAAAAGUUUAACAAUGUGUAA
Kazachstania africana CBS 2517 is the source of this 1542-nucleotide messenger RNA. RefSeq names its product metalloaminopeptidase APE1 (gene APE1). The transcript has a single exon. Bases 1 to 1542 code for a protein of 513 amino acids. Gene Ontology annotation, molecular function: metalloaminopeptidase activity; zinc ion binding. NCBI's taxonomy places the organism in Eukaryota, Fungi, Ascomycota, Saccharomycetes, Saccharomycetales, Saccharomycetaceae. Gene Ontology annotation, cellular component: fungal-type vacuole. The record is from RefSeq and is a predicted model, not a curated record. Gene Ontology annotation, biological process: proteolysis.